Messenger RNA from Rotaria sordida, 813 nucleotides. The record is from the annotation of a GenBank genome assembly. NCBI's taxonomy places the organism in Eukaryota, Metazoa, Rotifera, Eurotatoria, Philodinida, Philodinidae.
AUGAUACCAAUAUCAUUAACAAUUGAAUAUUUAUCUAUAGAAAAUAUUCAUUGUGAUUUAAAUGAUUUAUCACAUUUAUUUAAACAUACACAUCAUCUUAAAAAACUUUAUCAAAAUAUUGAAUACAAUUCUAACAAUGAACAACUUCAUAUCAUAUUUUCAUCAAUUAUUUCAUUAAAUUUAACUUUUGAAGGUUCAAAAUAUUCAAUUGAAAAUCUCUUGCAAAAAUUGCCUAAUUUAAUUUCUUUAACACUUCAAUUAUCACAUUGGUUUGUUCGAUGUGAUUGGUAUUCAUUAAAUAAUAUUCUUUAUACAUUACCUUAUACAUUUGAUGAAUUUAUUUAUUCAAAUAAAUAUCAAUCAAAAUCUAUUUGUUUUAAUAAUGGUGAUUAUUGGUUGUAUAAUCAUGUAAAUAAAAUAAUAUUUGAAAAUAAUUUUUAUCAAUAUCCUGCUCGAUUUUUAAAUAUUCGUCAUCUUGAUUUACAUUGUUCAUUGAAUGAAAAUAUUUUGUCAGCUCUUCUAAGAUUAGAUCGAUUACAUUCAUUGGAUACUGUCAUACGUAAUGAUUUUUCUUAUUCAUUAUUUGAAACAUUUAUUAAUCAAGCUCCUCAUCUAUACUCUUUAAGAUUGAAAUAUUUCAAUGAUUUACCGAUGGAAAUAUUUCGAAUAAAAACUAAAUCAAUUCAACGAAUUGAUUUAAUAGGCAAUUCUAUUUAUCAUAUUCGGUAUUUUAAUAGUAUUGAAUGUGAAAUUUUAUCCCAUUCAUUGCUUGAAAAACAAUGUAAAAUUCUUUUAAUUAAUGUAGAAAAUUGA